AUGUCUUCCCCCGUCGACAACUCCGUCUUCCUCUCUCUGGCUCCCACCACCUCUUCUUCCUACCCUUUCAGAGUCCAGCAGCAGACCGCAGCCGUCGCUGAGCCUGCUCCUCUGAAGCGCCGCACUUCCAGCGUCAGCAGCGCUGGCAACGGCGCUCCGGGACUUCGCUUCCUCAAGCUCGGCCCAGUCCACUACGGCGAACACCCUGAUGAGCACAAGGAGGACUGGCACCCCGCUCUGCUGUCUUAG
Molecule: messenger RNA, 249 nt
Organism: Colletotrichum truncatum
Lineage: Eukaryota; Fungi; Ascomycota; Sordariomycetes; Glomerellales; Glomerellaceae
Source: RefSeq, a predicted model, not a curated record